AUGAUUGUUGGGAUGUUUGCCACAGACAUGCAAACAAAGGAGGUGGCGUGUAGGAUGACAUGUAAGAUGGCAGUAAGUAAGAUUGAGCAUUUUAUACUUGACUUUGUGGGAUCUGAAUAUGUGAAGGGGGGCGUGGUUGUGAAGGGAUUCUACAAGUAUGUUUAUGGCGCAGUUGAUUCUAUGUGGUAUGUAGUGAUAACCAGCAUGGGAUACAGUGAGAUGAAGGCAUAUACAUUACUGGAUGUAUUACAGAAGAACGGAGGGAAGGAUAUGCUUGAUGUACUUGUUGUAAUGGACAAUAUAUUGUAUGGACAGGUGGUUUUUGAUACGAACCUGAGUUUGGUGAAGGAUAUGGAUAGCCAAGAGGAGAAGAUACACGACAUGAUGAUGCGUAAUAAGAGAAAGGAGGUUAUGCAGAAGCAUAAAGAAUUCCAGAGGAAACCUGUGAGUGAGAUUGACAAGGAGCUGGAGAGAGUGCGCAAUCUUGAGAUUGAGAUGAGGAAUGAAAGCAUACAACAGCUGAAGAGCAUGUCAAAGAUGAGCAGCGAUCCUGUGAAAGAAAGAAGAAAAGAACUAGUGACUUCAUCAGGGCCAGUUCUUAUUGUGCUGAAGGAGAAGUUAAGGAUUGAGAUAGAUAAAGAAAACAAUGUCAAGAGCAGAGAGGUACAGGGAGACAUGACGCUCAUGAUCAAGGAUGAGAAAUACAGUGAUAUAGAGAUUGUUCUGAGGAAUCAUACGAAGGAGAUGAAAUUCAGUCCGAACAUUGACAAGUCUGUGUCUAUGUCUGGAGUGAUUAAGUGUGAUAAAGGAUUUCCUGUUGAUAAGAAUGUAGCGCUUGUGAAGUGGAAGAGUACCAAUAUUGAGGAGACGCCAGUUACAUUUACUUUUUGGCCGUGUGAGACGAGCCUGAAUGUGUACCAGAUAAUGCUCGAAUACACGGCUGAAAUGGAUGUUGAGAACCUGAGAGUGUUUUUCCCAAAAGCAAGGAUAUCUAAUGUUGUUUUGAAUGGGGAUGCCAGAGAAGAGGAGAUGCACAUUGUGUGGGAGAUUGGCACUGUUGAGAAAGGAGGAUCAGAUAGCCUGGAGUUUAGCUGCACAUGCACUGAUCCAUCGAUGAUUUUCCCAUUGGAUGUUUAUUUUACAGCAGAUUUUGUUUGUACAAAGCUGAAUGUUGAUAAAGUAAUGAUUGGCACUGCAGAGGUAGAGGAGACUGAUGUGAAGAAGAUGUUUGAGGUUGACAAGUUUGUUGUUGUUGAUGAAUAA
This is a messenger RNA of Ordospora colligata OC4, 1263 nucleotides long. RefSeq lists its product as uncharacterized. Gene Ontology annotation, cellular component: cytosol; COPI vesicle coat. Gene Ontology annotation, biological process: retrograde vesicle-mediated transport, Golgi to endoplasmic reticulum; Golgi localization; endoplasmic reticulum to Golgi vesicle-mediated transport. NCBI's taxonomy places the organism in Eukaryota, Fungi, Microsporidia, Ordosporidae. The transcript has a single exon. Bases 1 to 1263 code for a protein of 420 amino acids. The record is from RefSeq and is a predicted model, not a curated record.